UGCUCAUCAAUUCAGGGAUUGCAUUUUGUCGAGGAAACAGAAAGGCCUAGACCGGUGUUCAGCAGUUUGGAACAAAAUGAGGUCGUACGUGUGUGCAGGGAUUGCAUGUGUUCUCUUAUCGAGUCUCUCAGUUGUUUCAUCCCUUGAUUGGGAUUUCAAACAAGGCCAGACUGCUUGCAUCAAAGUAAAAUGGGAAGUACAGAACAUGGACUUAACGGGAACUUCACCCACAGGCGAAGGACGAAAGGCAAAGGUAGAACCAGCAGCAGGUAAAGUGAGCAGCCUAUCCAAAUGUCCAAGUAACGGCAUCAGUACUCUGAAUGUGGAUUUUCCUGAUGAUGUGAGUCUGUCAUUUACCUUUAUUGAAAAGGAUAACAUGGUGAUUAUGGAUGGUACUUUGACCUUUGUUCCCUUCAAGGUGCUUGGAAAUUCGUUUGAAAAUAUAACCGCUACGCUUUCUAUGAAUGGUGAGCUGAAUCUGUCUGCAAACGAUAAAUCCUUCACCUGUACCAGUCCUCUCACAAUGAAGUUUACCACAGCAACAGCAAACAACACCUAUGCCCUGGACAUGGUGGCUAUUGAUUCACAGAUACAGGCAUUUGGUGUCACCAAUGGUGCUUUCAGUGACGGUUCACCGUGUGAAGCUGAUCUGGCUAACACCACUGUCUCUACAGAGGAGCCUGCCACAACUGCUGCACCAAAUUCAACAGUUGUAACCACAGUGAAUCCAAAUGAGAAUAAAACAACAGAAGCCCCCACAACAGAAGCGCCUACCACAGCAGGCCCAACUACAGAAGCCCCUACCACAGAGGCCCCCACCACUGCCUCUCCAUCCAUAGGCCCUAAAUAUUACUUCCCAAAUGAGACAGACCCCUGCAUUAUUGUUGCAGGAAAUUUCAAGAUAAAAGUGAUGUACACAAAAAAGGACAAUACCACUGGUGAUGCAGAGUUGAUGGUUCCAGCUACUGCAAAAAUUAAUGGAACUUGUCCACAGGAUUCAAAUUCUAUGAUCACCAUGUCAUGGAAGCAGACAGGGUCGGAAGCCAUGAGGAUGGUGCGAAUGUCAUUCAAUUCCAACGCUGAUCAAGUUAAGAUCAGUACUAUCUCCCUGGAUGUGACUCUGGACAAUGCUACCUUCCCUGACACAAAAGAUGAUGAACUGAAAAACGAUUUUGAUGUAAAUAUUCCUCUUUCCAAAACCACUGGCUAUUACAAAUGUGAAGCCAAGGUGGACGUGACACUCGGAGAUAACACCUUGUCGAUGACAGAUGUGGCUAUUCAAGCAUUCAAUGUUAAUGGGUCCUCCUUCACAGGCGAGCGUGAGGAAUGUGCAGCAGACAGUCCAACAACUGUGGCCCCAGUUACAACCCCUGCCCCCGUUACUCCAACCCCAGGAUCACCACCUACCAAUAAAUAUACAUUCGCUGGGAACUGCAUUGUCCUCAGCGCUGGGCUCGAAUUUGUCAUCCCUUACAUGAUGAAAGACGAUAAAAACGGUAGCGUCACUGUUGGAAUCCCAAAAAAUUUUACAACCAAUGGAUCCUGUGGAAAUGUCACUCAGAUGCUGGAAGUGACAUUCUAUGAGGAAUGGAAAAUGCAAAUGAUGUUCAAUGGAGGUGGAAGUGCAAGUCUCCUUGCGGAUAGUGACAGUUUCUACCUUGAGGAGAUAAAACUUACCUAUGUCCUGCAGCCCGAUAUUUUCAAAGAUGCUAAGAACGCUAAUGUUAAAAUGGUAGCAAACAGUACUUUUGAUUCAUCACAGUUUUCUGCUAAAAAAACGGGAAGUUAUGAAUGUAAUAGCAAAUUGGACUUAAGCUUGAACAAUGGUGUGACAUUGAACACAAACAACCUCCAAGUAAAGGCAUUCUCAGCAAAGAACUCAACUGACUUCCCAAGUGGAGAUUUGUCAGAGUGUCCACAGGAUUCCGACACCAACAGUGUUGUACCUAUUGCGGUUGGAGCAGCUUUGGCUGGUCUGGUGGUUAUUGUUUUAAUAGCCUACCUUAUUGGUCGUCGUAGAAGCAGGAGCGGCUACCAACAGGUGUAGGCCAUCAGCAUCCUGUGUCUCAAGAAUGUGAUAUCAGCUUCCAUAUCAAAAGGCUGUCAAUUUUCGGCUUAUAUAUAUUUCUCAUGUGGAUUUAAACAAUUGGACAAGCAAAUCUUACAGCCAUCUUUUUUUGUUUAUUGCUUUUGGAGAUAAAAAGAUAUGAAAACAUGAGAAAAAUGAUCACACGAAAAUAUAAGAACUUCAUUCUAAAUUUAUUUUUUAUUUUUUCCAAAUGUGAAGUAAAUAGGAAGAAUUAACAUCCAAGUACAGGAGUCAACUAAGCAGUGUUUGAUUAAAUCCCUGCAAUUUCAUAUAAAUCAAUUUUUAUUUUCAAAGAGUGAUUCUGAUAAAAAAAAAGAUAUAUUGGCUUUGAACAAAGAGAAAUGUCUCUAUAACAGUGAUAUUUCACUUAUAUGUGAAGAUGUUGAGUGUUUCUGAGUAAGAAUCAGUGUAUGUAAUAGAGUUUCCUGUGGAAACUUAACAUUUUCCAGACAAUUGGUGAUUAGUGGAGGUUUGGAAACGCUAACAUUAGAAGCUUCAAUACAUUGAUGUUAAAAUUACUGCCCUUCCUUUUAAAUAAAAAAAGAAAUAAGAUCAAGUGGGAUAGGAAUAAUUGUAAAAUGAACAGCUCACCAACACUGGCAAUUUUGAUGCAGAACAAAUGUUAUUCUUGUGUUCACCUUACACAUUGUAAUUUCAUGCAUUUUUCAAAUGAAUUUUAUAUUUAUAAGAAGUAAUUCUUUCAUCAGAAUAGAUUAUCAUUUGUAUCUUGAACUACAUGUACUAUAAAAGAUGUUUUUCCUCACUCAAUUUCCAAUAACAAUUUGUUAACAAUUUAUUAGGAUUUGAAAAUAUAGAUAAAAUGAAAAACAUUACUUUUUGUAGAUUACUAAUAAUAAAACUUGCUUUUAACUUCUUCUGUGUUUACGUACCAUAAUUUACACCUCCAGUUAUUUUACGAUAAAAUUUCAGUAAGAGUAUAGAAAUGUUGCACGACUUUGAGCACUACAAAUCACAAAGUGACUUAAUCGUAUCUUGUGUUGAAGUCUUUGUGGUGUUUAAUGAAUAGUAAGUAAGAUGAAAUCCAUAAUUUGAAGUCUUUUGUUACAUCAUCCAUAUUCUGACCAAUUAAUAAGUAUUUGUUUGAAAAACAAACAAAAAAAAAACAUGCUUUUAAGGGAGGGGGC
Ylistrum balloti is the source of this 3234-nucleotide messenger RNA. RefSeq names its product lysosome-associated membrane glycoprotein 1-like. Bases 77 to 2047 code for a protein of 656 amino acids. The record is from RefSeq and is a predicted model, not a curated record. The transcript has 12 exons. Gene Ontology annotation, cellular component: membrane. Lineage: Eukaryota; Metazoa; Mollusca; Bivalvia; Pectinida; Pectinidae.